Messenger RNA from Protopolystoma xenopodis, 768 nucleotides. The record is from the annotation of a GenBank genome assembly. Lineage: Eukaryota; Metazoa; Platyhelminthes; Monogenea; Polystomatidea; Polystomatidae.
GUUCGCUCGCUCACCUUAGACAACUGGGAGCCAGAGUUGAUUCAUGUUAUGCUCAGUCUUGGUAAUCGUCUUGUAAAUUCGAUCUACGAGGCGAACUAUCAACAGGCUUCCGUUGUUCGCUCGCUCACCUUAGACAACUGGGAGCCAGAGUUGAUUCAUGUUAUGCUCAGUCUUGGCAAUCGUCUUGUAAAUUCGAUCUACGAGGCGAACUAUCAACAGGCUUCUGUUGUGUGUCGCUCCUCUGCAUCUAAGAUUUUCGUUUCCAGUGACAACCUUACAGAAUCGUCACUUCAAAAGCCAUGUUCUGACUCAACCGGGGAGGCACGAAAGAUGUGGGCACAAGCUAAAUGGGGCCAGCGAUAUUGGGCGCAAAGCUCAAAUACUUUUUUUCAAUCUAAGUCGAAUGAGCUUAGUCAUAAAAAUUUUUAUGAUGAGAAAACAGGUGUCCAAACAGAGUCAGAUAACUCAUGCGUGCUGUAUCGACUCUAUUUAGCCUGGUUGGAGCAGACGUCGAAUGAGCUUAGUCAUACAAAUUUUUAUGAUGAGAAAACAGGUGUCCAAACAGAGUCAGAUAGCUCAUGCGUGCUGUAUCGACUCUAUUUAGCUUGGUUGGAGCAGACGGUAAUCACUUGCUCUAGGCAUCGGGGCCAGCUUCUGUUCAAAGGCGACAAUGGUGCUGGCCUAGCUGCAUUGACUGGAAGCUCGGGAAAGCCCAUCUCUAUAAUGGAAUGCUGGCCCUUCAGCAAGGCAAAGAUUCUACUUGGUUAG